Molecule: messenger RNA, 507 nt
Organism: Dentiscutata heterogama
Lineage: Eukaryota; Fungi; Glomeromycota; Glomeromycetes; Diversisporales; Gigasporaceae
Source: the annotation of a GenBank genome assembly
AUGGUACUUGGAAAGAAUAUCCAGAAGUUCUUAGAGGUUACAAAGGAAAUUCUCACCACUAUAAAAGAUAUUUGGAACAAUCCAGCCUUUGGACCUAAUUUUGUCUAUUCGUUAAAUAAAGGCACCUAUGUGUCGAAUGCGGUGGUACCAUUGAUACAUGCAACAUUGAAAAACCUCCCUUGUAAAAUGUCCUCAAUUAUUAGUACGUAUGAACGUCAGAGUAAUGCUAGUAAGGACAGAAGAGGUGAGGACAAAACGGGCAGACGACCAGACAUAAUGUUUGAAGAAUUAGAUAACAAAUCAAAUUAUGGAGGGAAACAAACGAUGGAUUGUACUGGACUCGCCGAGAUUCCUGUAAACCCAGUGAAUGGUUAUAAUUUAACUAAUUUUGUAAAGGGCCUUUUGACUUUACGGAAUAUUAUUAUUGUUAACAUGGCCUUACUAUUUCAUGCACCUAUCUCUAUACCUCAUAGACAAGAACAAAGUUCAACAGUAUUGACACCAUAA